Aspergillus pseudotamarii is the source of this 2985-nucleotide messenger RNA. RefSeq names its product putative signal transduction protein BroA (gene bro1). Gene Ontology annotation, biological process: protein transport to vacuole involved in ubiquitin-dependent protein catabolic process via the multivesicular body sorting pathway. Gene Ontology annotation, molecular function: protein binding. Bases 1 to 2985 code for a protein of 994 amino acids. The record is from RefSeq and is a predicted model, not a curated record. The transcript has 3 exons. Lineage: Eukaryota; Fungi; Ascomycota; Eurotiomycetes; Eurotiales; Aspergillaceae. Gene Ontology annotation, cellular component: endosome.
AUGAUCUCAUGUCCACUGAAGCAGACCAACGAAAUUGAUUGGAUCCAACCACUCAAGGACUAUAUACGCCAGAGCUAUGGUGAAGACCCGGAAAGAUACGGCCAAGAAUGCGCAACCCUCAACCGAUUGCGCCAAGAUAUGAGAGGCGCGGGGAAGGAUAGUGCGACAGGGCGCGACCUAUUGUACCGGUAUUAUGGGCAGCUGGAGCUCCUGGAUCUGAGGUUUCCUGUGGAUGAGAAUCACAUAAAAAUAUCAUUUACUUGGUACGAUGCAUUCACACACAAGCCGACCUCUCAAUACUCCCUAGCUUUCGAGAAGGCCUCAAUAAUUUUUAACAUAUCCGCCGUCCUGUCCUGCCAUGCUGCUGAUCAGAACCGGGCGGAGGAUUCGGGCUUGAAAACCGCCUAUCACUCAUUCCAGGCGGCCGCGGGAAUGUUCACCUAUAUCAAUGAGAACUUUCUACACGCACCGUCGACCGACCUGAACCGAGAGACUGUUAAGACUCUGAUCAAUAUCACCCUAGCCCAGGGUCAAGAGGUCUUCCUCGAGAAACAAGUGGCCGACCACAAAAAAGUCGGCUUCCUUGCAAAACUCGCCAGUCAAGCAGCUUAUCUAUAUUCACAGGCCGUUGAGGGGAUGCAGGAGUAUGCGAAGGGCGUCUUUGAGAAGGUCUGGGUGGUUGUGGUUCAGGCUAAAGCGGCGCAUAUGGCUUCGAUGGCUUCUUAUUACCAAGCCCUGGCUGACAGUGAGAGCGGAUCGCAUGGAGUGGCCAUUGCCAGGCUUCAGCUAGCCGAGAAGAACUCAACUGCUGCAUUGAGUUGGGCCAAGUCCUUCCCAUCAUCCGUACCUCCCAAUUCAAACCUGAGCGCUGAGUCGGGGUCUUAUCUGUUGGACAUCGUCAAAUAUCACCUUGCAACUGUACAGGCUAAGCUCUUGACAUUCACCAAGGACAAUGAUUUUAUCUACCACCAACCAGUUCCAAACGAAGCAGGCCUGUCGGCGGUUGCAAAGCUGCCUGCGGCAAAGGCCAUCCCAGUCAGCGAGCUCUAUCAGGGACAGGAUAUCCAGCGGAUCAUCGGGCCGGAUAUUUUUCAGAAACUCGUACCUAUGUCCGUCACGGAGACAGCCAGUCUCUAUGACGAGGAAAAAGCUAAGUUGAUUCGGGCGGAAGCGGAGAAAGUUGAGACAGCAAAUGGGGAAAUGGCCGCGAGUCUGGACUAUCUGAAGUUACCUGGAAGCUUGAACAUUCUCAAAGGCGGAAUGGACCAGGAGAUGACAGUUGACGAUGAGUUCCGACGAUGGUGCCAAGAUCUUGCGGGACAUCAAUCUUUCACCAAAGCUUUUGACGGUCUGCAGGAGCGCAAAUCAGAAGUUCUGAGCCAGCUGGAUCAAUGCGCUAAGCAACUUGACCUGGAGGAAAGUGUUUGCGAAAAGAUGCGCUCUAAGUACGGGCCUGACUGGAGUCAGCAGCCUAGUGCAAGGCUGAAUACUACACUACGCGGCGAUAUACGCACGUAUCGGGACACUGUCAAUGAAGCCAGUGCCAGCGAUUCUCAACUCCUCUCUACGUUCCGACAGUAUGAGUCGGACUUUGAUGAGAUGCGAUCUGCAGGAGAAACAGACGAAGCCGAUGUACUGUUCCAGCGAGCUAUGAUCAAGGCCGGGUCUAAGCUUGGCAAGGGCAAGAAUGGUCAUGGUAGCCCGUACGCACCAACAUCGGAAGGAAGCCUGAUAGACGAUGUUUACGACGAAGGAGGACUUUCAGUAGCAGAACAGAUUUCCAUGGUUGAGUCCAUUCUAAAGAAAUUGAACCUGCUCAAGCGAGAACGGUCCCAGGUCCUGAAAGACCUGAAAGAGAAGGUUCAUACUGAUGACAUUUCAAAUGUACUCAUACUGAACAAGAAGUCCAUUGCUGGGCAGGAGGCGCAGCUUUUCGAAGCUGAAUUGGAAAAGUUCCGCCCUCACCAAAACAGGUUGCUUCAGGCCAACCAUAAGCAAGCCUCAUUAAUGAAAGAGCUCACUAAAAUCUAUGGCGACUUGCUCCAGGACAAGCGCGUGCGAGCCGAACAGUCGAAAUAUGAAACUAUAACUCGUCAAAGAAAUACAGUCAUGGCGCGGUAUAAAAAGGUAUACGAUGCGUUCAAUGGCCUGCUGUCGGGCGUUAGGCAAGCACAGACUUUUUACACGGAAAUGGGCGACACAGUGGAGAGCUUGCGGAAGAAUGUGGAAACUUUCAUCAACAAUCGGAGGUCGGAAGGCGCUCAGCUUUUAGGACAAAUCGAACGCGAGAAGGCGAGUAGUGCGACAGACCAGGAGGAUCGCGAACGGGAAAAGCUCAGGCAGUUGAUGGAGCGUCUUUCCACAGAGCCUAAGCCGUCUUCUUCCUCAUCUUCAGGAGUGCCGGCGAAGGUGAAGUCUCCUCCACCUCCUGUCCAAACACCCAGCUAUCCGGGACCUGGCAUAUCUUCCCCGAAGAUGUCGCCGCGUUAUCCGCCUGUCACAGCACAGUCUCAUGGACCGCCUCUCUCUCACUCCCCAGCACCUUAUAAUCAAUACGCAAACUCUGGAGCCGGCGUCUCAUACGUGCCGGGCCAACCCUUCCAACAAGGGGCGGCAGCACCGCUAACUGAGAGUUAUAACCCCAUGGCCUAUCCAUUCCCCGCCUCCGCCUCGCCUCCUCCAACCCAACAAUACUUUUCGUCAACACCCACCCCAUACAGCGGCUAUUCCAAUCCAACUCCACCCACUGCACCCUCGCAAUUUAUGCCCCAGGGGUACGUUCCGCCUCCUCCGCCACCGCGUCCCCAGCAAACCACGUAUCCCCCAUCCACCGGACCCUUUCCCUCUGGCCCUGGCGGGUACGCUCAAAGCAGGCCGUACGGCUCGAGUCAGCAUCACAAAGUGCAGUCACAAUCUUCACAGUCGCAAGGCCAGCCCGCACCCCCGUCAGCUGAUCCUUGGGCUGGUCUCAAUGCAUGGAAAUAA